AUGACAGACAUCAAAAAGAAGCCAAAAUCGGCCCCGGAACGAUGGGUCUCGAUUUACCCAGCAUAUAUCAACUCAAAAAGAACGCUGAAGGAGGGUAGACGGAUUCCGGCUAGUGAGGCAGUUGAGGAGCCGACGGUCAAGGAGAUUUUCGACAUCCUUCAGACCAGCAACUAUGCACCGGUUGCCGAGCGCAAGAUGUACCCCAGGGAUCAGACAUUGGAUUGGGUCAAACAAGGCAGAGUGCGCGUCCAGCUUUAUAAUGAUGAUGGUUCGCUGAAGUUCCCGGAUCUUGCCUCAAAACGAGCCCUCUAUGCCCAUGUUGCCGCAAUGAUCCCCAAACUGAAGUCACGUCAACCCGGCUUCGUAGCUUCCACCGAACAAGCCGCUGGAAGCAGCGGAAAGAAGAACAAGAAAAAGAAG
This is a messenger RNA of Mesorhabditis spiculigera, 420 nucleotides long. NCBI's taxonomy places the organism in Eukaryota, Metazoa, Nematoda, Chromadorea, Rhabditida, Rhabditidae. The record is from the annotation of a GenBank genome assembly.